CGACAGCUCUGCCACGCAGCUGAAUCAGUUGACGCUCGGCGUUCAAGCGAUCAAGUUGUUUCGUUUCUCUAUUUUCUUGGCCAACACAAGACAAACAAAAAAUAAAAAAAAACAAACACAAACUAUAAUCGGAAUUCGGUUUUGUAAUUAGUUAAUUCAAUUGAACCAAGUGCAUAUCAUUGAAACGGUUUACACACAAAUACCCAAAGCACUCUUUGGUUGUGACAAGCUGUAGGUAUGGCUGAAGCCCAUUCCGCCGUUGCCUUCUCGUUUGCGAUCACGCACGAGGGCUUUGACAUCAACUAUGACCACGAGGUGCUCAAUCUGGUCUUCAACUCGGGCGUGCGUUCCUGGAAGAAGCGUGUGGCCCGUGCCAGGAAUGGCAUUCGCAACGGUGUUUAUCCGGCGCACAUACAAAGCCUGUGGCUAAUAACUGCCAUUGCGUUGGGCCUGCACUUUGCCGGCUACAAUGCGCCCUUCAACCUGACCAACAGAAUUCUGGUGCAUCUGCCCAGCAACACAAUGAACUGGCAGAUUUGCGCCUGCUUCCUGACGGCACUCGCCAUCUGGCUGUCGAUAUGCUUCACGAUGCGAUACACCCUGAAACUGCUGCUGAUUUACAAGGGCUGGAUGUAUGAAUCGAGAGCACCGGGCAGUCGUGUCUCGCUGCCCACAAUUCUGUGGGUGGCCGUUGUCCGUGUGCUCUCCACCUGGAACAAGCCCAGUCUGUACAGUUUUCAGGGUUCGUUGCCUCGACUUCCGUUGCCCUCUGUGCACGAUACGAUGGCGCGUUAUCUGCGCUCGGUGCGUCCACUGUUGGAUGAUGCCAACUACGAACGCAUGCAGGGAUUAGCCAAGGAGUUUGAGCAAACCAUUGGCAGGAAACUACAGUUGUAUCUGGUUUUGAAGAGCUGGACAUCCACCAACUACGUCUCGGAUUGGUGGGAGGAAUAUGUCUAUCUACGCGGUCGCAGUCCCCUAUGUGUGAACAGCAAUUUCUAUGGCACCGAUGCCAUCUUCAUGAAUCUCACCUCAAUUCAGUCGGCCCGUGCCGCCAACGUGAUUUCACUGCUGCUCAACUUCAGGCGUCUGAUCGAGCAUCAGGAGCUACAACCGAUAAUGGUGCAGGGCAUGAUACCGCUCUGCUCGUGGCAAUAUGAGCGCACCUUCAAUACGGCCCGAGUGCCCGGCUUGGAAACGGAUCGCAUAGUUCACUAUCGCGACUCCAAUCAUAUUGUGGUGCUGCACAAGGGCUGCUACUACAAGAUGACCAUCUAUCACAAGGGACGCAUUCUACGUCCCUGCGAGCUACAAGUUCAAAUCGAGAGCAUACUCGAAUCCAAGGCGACCCCCUUGGAUGGUGAGGAGUGUUUGGCUGCGUUGACCGCCUGGAAUCGCUCCAAGUGGGCCGAGGCACGCAACACGUUUUUCGCGCGUGGCAUCAAUCAUGUUUCGCUGCAUGCCAUCGAAUCCGCUGCGUUUGUCCUCUCGCUAGACGAUGAGCCAUUCGAGUUUGAUUUGGAGCGACCGGAGUUGUUGGACUCGUUUGGCAAGAAGCUGCUCCAUGGCAAUGGAUACAAUCGUUGGUUUGACAAGUGCUUCACUGUCUGCGUGGGCACCAACGGACGCGUCGGCUUCAAUGCCGAGCACACCUGGGCUGACGCUCCGGUUAUGGGACACGUAUGGGAAUAUAUAUUUGGUGAUGAUAUUGAUGGAUAUGAUGAAACUGGCAAUACAAAGGGCACACCCGAAUUCACACCGCCAACGCCGACUCGCCUCAACUGGGACUUGAAACCGUGUCUGCCGCAGAUCGAGGAGGCCACCAUCUGUGCCACAAAGCUGGUCAACGAGGUGGAUCUACGCAUAUUGGUGCAUCGCGAGUACGGCAAGGGCUUCAUGAAGAAGUGCCGCCUCUCGCCGGAUGCGUACAUUCAGAUGGCCCUGCAGCUGGCCUAUUAUCGCGAUGCUGGACGUUUCUCGCUGACAUAUGAGGCCUCCAUGACGCGCCUGUUCCGCGAGGGACGCACCGAAACUGUGCGCCCCUGCACCAUUGAGUCGGCUGCGUGGGUAAAGGCCAUGAUGGAUCCCAGCACGACGAACGAUGAUCGUGUGCAGCUGCUGAAGGAUGCAUGUGAUCGUCAUCAGUUGGGCUAUCAGGAUGCCAUGUGUGGACGAGGCAUUGAUCGUCAUCUGUUCUGUCUGUAUGUGGUGUCCAAGUACCUGGAAGUAGACUCGCCCUUCCUGAACGAGGUGCUAAGCGAACCCUGGCGCCUCUCAACUAGUCAAACCCCGCAUGGCCAAACGCCCAAAAUGGAUUUAAAGAAGCAUCCGAAUUGCAUUAGCGCCGGCGGUGGCUUUGGACCCGUCGCCGAUGAUGGCUAUGGCGUAUCCUACAUCAUCGCCGGAGAAAAUUUAAUGUUCUUCCAUAUCUCAGCAAAGACCACGUGUCCGCAAACGGAUGUGCACCGUUUCGCGAACAACAUUUGCCAGGCGCUGGCAGACAUCCGCAGCAUGUUCGAGCAGCAUAUGAAGGAUCAUCCACAGCCCGCCAAGAAGCUCACCAACGGCGUGUCUAAAUAAUGUCCAUAGUCCUCUUGUAGUGCAGUCUUGAGAGAUUCUUGUUAGCAUUUGUUUUUACUUUUCUAGUUAUUCGUUUUUACAAACAUCCAAACAUAUAUCGUCUCUAAUCUAAGUUUUCAAUCUUAAGUGUAAAAGUGUUGGAAAAACGUUUUUUACAAGAUAAAAAAAAGCAAAAUUUAAGCGAAAUGAGCAAUGCAAUUCUACACAAAACUAAAUUAAAAUUUGUGUAACAACUUG
This is a messenger RNA of Drosophila grimshawi, 2817 nucleotides long. RefSeq names its product carnitine O-palmitoyltransferase 1, liver isoform (gene whd). Gene Ontology annotation, biological process: fatty acid metabolic process; carnitine metabolic process. Lineage: Eukaryota; Metazoa; Arthropoda; Insecta; Diptera; Drosophilidae. Gene Ontology annotation, molecular function: carnitine O-palmitoyltransferase activity. The record is from RefSeq and is a predicted model, not a curated record. The coding region runs from base 238 to 2580 and encodes 780 amino acids. The transcript has 8 exons. Gene Ontology annotation, cellular component: mitochondrion.